AUGGGGAACCAGGUGGAGAAACUAACGCAUUUAAACUACGCAGAGGUGCCGACGUCGGACCCGAAUGGGUUCGACCCGGACGACGACGGACCGCGCAUCGGCGUCUCGUACAUCUUCUCCAACGACGACGACGACGAGCAGGACGACAAUUUCGACCACUUUCCCGCCGACGGUCGCGCGGCGAACCACGAGGAGAAGCCUUUCGACCCGCGCGACGAGCUGGCGUGCGCCGUUUACUACCGGGAUGAGUGCGUCUACGAGCGCAGCGUCGGGGCCGCGACGCACUCCGCGGAGAGUCUGCUGAACAAGUGCCGCCCCGGAGACCUGCUGGAGUUCGUGGCCACGGGGCAGUAUCCGCACUGGGCUGUUUACGUCGGGGACUUCCAGGUGGUGCACCUGCACCGCGCUGAGAUCAAGAACAACUUUCUCACCGAAGUCAGUCAGGGCAAAAAAGGCAGGAUCGUCAACGGCCUCUACAGGUACCGCGCGCUCCCGCCGGAGGUGAUCGCGCGUAACGCUCUGGACCACGUGGGGUCCAGGGACCGCGAGCUGUACUGGAGGAACUCGGAGUGUUUCGCCGCCUGGUGCCGCUUCGGCAAACGGGAGUUCAAAAUCGGGGGGGAGAUACGCAUUGGCAAGCAGCCGUACCGGCUAAAGUUGCUCUUCUCGGAGAAGAAGAGUCACGUCCUGGAGUUUCAGAGCUUGGAGGACGUGAUCAUGGAAAAGCGGAGGAACGAUCAGCUCGGCAAAGGCGCGGUGUCUCAAGAGCUCGCCAACCACCUGAACGCGACGCAGGAAAUCAGGGAGGAGCGUUACGUCAACUGAGACUGGCGGUGUCGGAGACCGAUAGAGUGGAGAAGCAACGUGUCGACCUCGAGGAUUCCCCUGUGUUGCUUUGUAUGAGACCAUGGCGCUGCUUUACCCACACUCUGACUGCUCUGUGGACACCGUUCACAGUUACUAUAUGGCUGUGUGCACUUUUCUUGAUUCCCCCCCUGUCUCAACAGUUUAUUUUUCUGGAGAGUAAUUUGUUUGUAUGACAGAAUAUGGAAAUAAAUCUAUAUUUGAACAGUAAA
Molecule: messenger RNA, 1076 nt
Organism: Betta splendens (Siamese fighting fish)
Lineage: Eukaryota; Metazoa; Chordata; Actinopteri; Anabantiformes; Osphronemidae
Gene: lratd2b
Product: LRAT domain containing 2b
Exons: 2
Coding region: 1-825 (274 amino acids)
Source: RefSeq, a predicted model, not a curated record